AUGUUUUCAAAGCUUAUCACAAACAUACUACCAAAUAACUGGCGCUCUGAUUAGCUAUAGAAAAGUGAGGAAACUGAUUCAAAGGAUGAGUUGAAAUAAAUUCAGAAAAAUGUUGCAAGACUCUAUGAAAUAGACAAGGAGGAGGAGGAUGAAGAUCGAGAAUUGAUGAAUGAGUGGACUGUCAUCAAAAAUUAGUAAACAAAAACUUAGAAGCAACAGAUAACUAACCCAAAUGAAGCUUAGGUUGAUUACAUAUCAAGCAGGAGUAAUUUUCAAAAUGGUUAGUCUCCUUAAAAGCAUCAAAUGAAGUAGAUUGAUCCAAAAAUUAUUAAAUCAAGUAGCUUUAACAAUUCCAGCGCAAAAACAAAAAGCCGCACCUAUGAGAUUUAGAGGAACUCAAUAAAUGAUAGAAAUUAUGAUGAAAAAUACAGAGAGAAAGCCAUUAAAGAUGAGCUUGAAGACUGGAAUGCUCACGAUAAUAGCGAAAAAAGAAUAAAAGAGAACAGGAAAUUUCCCAAAAAGCCUUCUAAAUACGAUGGAAUUGAUCUUAAUUAUGUUGAUAAAAGCCUUUUGUUUUCUAGUGAGCAUAUUCCAUUAUCAGAGAAUGAAUGGAAAGAUUGCAUUAGUCUUUUAAAGGAUGUACGAAAAAUAUCUAGGGAUAGAUUGAAGCUAUCUUUAGUGAAAGGUAUCCCCCCUCAUCUUAGAGGUGAUAUAUGGUGUCUGCUGUGCAAUCACCCAUUUGAGUCUCUAAAUCAUGAUCCUAGGAUAUAUGUGAAACUGCUCAGUAUGACGAAUGAAAAUGAUAGUUAUAAUAUAACGAAGGAUCUAGACAGGACUCUACCAGAGCUUAAAUUAUUCAAUUAGGAUUAUAAGACUGGGAAAAAUACUCUAUACAAUGUUUUAAAAGCUUAUUCCUGUUAUGACAAUGAAAUCGGAUAUGUCUAAGGUAUGAACUAUGUCGCUGCUAUACUGUUGAUAUAGAUUAAAGAUGAAAUUAAAACAUUUUGGUGCUUGAAUAGUUUAUUGCAUCGAAAGAAUUGGAGAAUGAUUUACAACAAUAAUACGCCAAAGCUAGUUAAUUUACUCGAAUUAGUAAGAUAGAGAGUUGCAUCAGAUGAUCCAAUUUUACUUAGACAUAUUGAGAGUUAGGGUUUAUCUAUGGUAUCUGCAUUUGCUCCAAUUUUCAUUUCCCUAUUUACCUACUAAGUACCUCUACCUAUAGCUACUAGGAUUUUUGAGUAUUUCAUAUUCGAGGGUGAAACUGCGUUACUCCGAGUGCUAUUUAAGAUGCUCUAGUAUAAGAGAGAAAAGAUUAUUUCACUCGAUGAAUGCGAACUUUAAAAUUAUUUAAGAGCUGGUAUGAUCGUAGAAUGCGCUGAAGAACUAAAAAUUGAAGAGCUUUUAGACUAUUGA
Messenger RNA from Stylonychia lemnae, 1413 nucleotides. NCBI's taxonomy places the organism in Eukaryota, Ciliophora, Spirotrichea, Sporadotrichida, Oxytrichidae. The record is from the annotation of a GenBank genome assembly.